This is a messenger RNA of Brienomyrus brachyistius, 672 nucleotides long. RefSeq names its product SEC61 translocon subunit beta (gene sec61b). The transcript is spliced from 4 exons. Gene Ontology annotation, biological process: intracellular protein transport. The record is from RefSeq and is a predicted model, not a curated record. NCBI's taxonomy places the organism in Eukaryota, Metazoa, Chordata, Actinopteri, Osteoglossiformes, Mormyridae. Gene Ontology annotation, cellular component: Sec61 translocon complex. The coding region runs from base 134 to 427 and encodes 97 amino acids.
CCUACCUUGUGUUGUCGUGUUCCUUUUGCAUUAUAGUCAUUUCUUCUCAGUUUCCCUUCGGUCAGAAGCAGGGGGUCGUUUUGCUGGUGUUGUGUUAAGUACAGUGUUUUGAAGUCUUCAAGUAAUACUGAAAAUGCCUGGUCCUGCAGCGAGUGCAACAAACGUGGGUGCCUCCAGCCGCUCCCCCAGCAAAGCCGUGGCCCCCAGAGCCGCGGGCUCCACAGUCAGACAGAGGAAGGCUGCCGGCAGCGGCACUCGGAGUGGGGGACGGUCCACCACGUCGGCAGGCACAGGGGGCAUGUGGCGCUUCUACACAGAGGAUUCCCCAGGGCUGAAAGUGGGCCCUGUUCCCGUCCUCGUCAUGAGUCUCCUCUUCAUUGCAUCAGUCUUCAUGCUGCACAUCUGGGGGAAGUACACUCGCUCAUGAAGAGGCCUCCUGCCAUUGGACCUGGACCAAAACUCCUACAGAUCUUAUUGGCUGCGAUGUCUGGCCCCACCUUCAAUUCGCAUCACUUGAGCUGCGUGCUCAAUGCAGAUUCUUCUGCAGCCUUUGCAUAACUUAACGUGUCAGUUUUAUAAAGUUUCCCUCAUCAGUUUUCUGUUCAGUAUCUUUUGUAAACGUCAUUUGUACAAAUGUGAAAUAAUGUACAAUAAAGUGGUUCUGGAACCCGG